This is a messenger RNA of Linderina pennispora, 1360 nucleotides long. RefSeq lists its product as uncharacterized. The transcript has a single exon. The coding region runs from base 26 to 1342 and encodes 438 amino acids. Lineage: Eukaryota; Fungi; Kickxellomycota; Kickxellomycetes; Kickxellales; Kickxellaceae. The record is from RefSeq and is a predicted model, not a curated record. Gene Ontology annotation, molecular function: oxidoreductase activity; copper ion binding.
UACAAACUAUUACGAUGGCGUCGGUAUGGUCACCGAGUGUGGCAUUGCACCUGGUUCCACCUUUACAUACGAGAUUGUGCUUAGCCAGUCCGGCACAUACUGGAUCCACGGACACACACUAGAGCAAAGCAACGAGGGGCUGCGCACACCACUGGUUGUACAUGACCCAAAUGAACGCUACAAGUACGACGGCGAGUUUCUGUUUGCGGUUGAGGAGUGGGCGACACAGACUAUUGACGACUCUAUGGCCGUCAUGACUGCGCCCAACAGGGCAACUUUGCCGGUGGAUCAGUCAAUGCGUCUUUUGGUGAACGGAGAGAACGGAGCGAAAUUGAAACCGAUGAACUUUGUUCCAGGAAAGACGUAUCGGAUUCGGCUUGUCGCUAUGAUGGGCAUGCCACUGGUCGACUUCUUCAUUGACAACCACGAUAUUGAAGUUAUAGAGGUGGACGGUGUGCUGACAAAGCCAAAGAAAGUCAAUGUCGUCCGACUUGCCUCUGGUCAGCGCUACUCCGUUCUGGUGAGAGCUAAGAACGCGACGGAUACAAAUUACUCGUAUCACUUCAACAUGAUUCAGUCCUACAUCCCCCUGAAAUCUGGCUUCAGACCAAUGGUGGGGAAUGGCACGGUUGUGUAUUCGGAUAGGGUGCCUCUAGACGACUCGCCAGUGCUGGUACCUGACCGCUCGCUCUACUUCAACGCUACAUUCGGCUUUACAGCGCAAAAUGCUAGCUUCGAGUCGUUCAACCUUGCACCAUUCCAGACGCCACUUGUUCCCACUAUUCUGACCGCUAUGACAAUGGGUGAUAUGGUGCUGAAUCCAAUCGUGUAUGGGUCACAGAGCAGCGCCUACGUGCUCAAGCACCUGGAAGUCAUCGAGGUACUCGUGUGGAGUCAGACGUUUCUGCCGCACCCAAUCCAUUUGCAUGGCCACAAAUUCCAGAUUGUUGAGCGGGGGCUGGUAGCCGAUACUACUGGAGCCAGUCGCCGCCAGAUUCCGCCUGGAGGACAGCCAAUUUCUAGAGACACAGUGCAGGUCGAGUCGGGCGAGUAUGUAAAACUGCGGUUCCGUGCGGAUAACCCCGGUGUGUGGCUUAUGCAUUGCCAUUUCCCGUGGCAUGCGAGGGCUGGAAUGGAUAUGGUGUUUGUUGAGGCACCAGAUUUGAUGCAGAAGCAGCUGAAGAUACCUGAUUCUGUUCGAGAGCAGUGCCGGCUGCAGGGUAUCAAGACAGAAGGCAAUGCGGGCGGCAACAUGUCGUAUAAUUUUGGAGCAGCACCAAUCGGCCCGUUUAUACUUCCGGAGCCUGUGUCAUAUGCAACAGACGGAGACUUUAUACAGUAAAACAUUUUUCUGUGUCGA